CGUACGUUUCACUAUUCGUAACGUGACUCAGCAGUCGCUUUCUCAAGUCGUUCACCGAACUCAUUGACGACUAUGGUGUUGGAAUCUACGAUAAUAUGUGUUGACAACAGCGAAUUUAUGCGCAAUGGCGACUACAUUCCUACUCGUUUGGAGGCUCAACGGGACGCUGUAAACUUGAUAUGUCACGCAAAGGCGAAGCUAAAUCCAGAGAACAAUUUUGGACUUCUGACGCUGUCAGAGCACAAUGUGCUAGUAACUCUCACAACUGAUGUGGGCAAAAUCUUGUCUGCUGCACAGAUGGUAAGACCAACUGGCAAAAUCAACUUCAUUACAGGCAUUCGUGUUGCUCAAUUAGCACUCAAGCAUCGCCAGACUAAAACUCAUAAGGUUCGGCUUGUCAUAUUUGUUGGAAGUCCAAUUGGAAAUUCAGACAAAGAACUGAUAACAGUUGCCAAGAAGUUGAAGAAGGAGAAUGUUGCAGUUGAUAUUAUAAGCUUUGGUGAAGAUUCAGCAAAUGCAGAAAUGCUUUCAGCUUUUAUCAGCACAGUAAAUGGAAAAGGAGGCUCAAACAGUCAUCUUGUGACUGUGUCAAGUGGUCCUGUUUUAUCUGAUGCUCUUCUGUCAUCACCAUUAAUGGCAUCGGAAGAUGGUUCGAGCCCAGCAGCACUUGGGGGAGGUUUUGGUGUUGGUGCAAUGGGAGGACUGGAGUUUGGAAUUGAUCCCAAUGAGGACCCAGAACUGGCCCUGGCAUUACGUGUGUCACUAGAAGAACAGAGAGUAAGGCAAGAGCAGCAAAGCAAGGAGAUAGUGACUGAAUCUAAUGAAGGUGCAAGUCAAGCUGCUACUGAGGGACAAGUGGCGAUGGAAACAUCUGGUGAACCUGGUGAUAAUCUUGAACAAGCACUUGCCACAGCAGUGACAGAUGACUCAGUGAUCAGUCAUGAGCCGAUGAUCUCAGAAAGUGGUCUCAGCCAACUGGUGUUAGAUCCAGUAGCAGUGGCUGAUUGUGCAGAUCCUAAUGAUGAGUACGAACUAGGAGAAGACGACCAGCUGGCAGCUGCUAUUGAGCUGUCUAUGCAAGCUUUGGUCAAUGCUGAUACUGAAAGAAGUGAGCACGAGGCUAUGGAGUUGUCAACUGAAGAGCUUGUGGAUCAAGGUGUAGGUUCAUCUUCCCAGAAAGCAGGUGUUGGUCGGAAAGUGGAUCUUAAUGUUUUAUUUGACCAUGAAGUAGCCGGAGGUGAAUUAGGAGGCCAAUUAGGAACUAGAAAGCCCCAGGCUAAGGGAAAAAAAGCAGAUGACGAAAGUGAGGACCUCACCGAACUUAUGGAUGAUCCUGACUUUUUACAUUCAGUAUUGAGUGGUCUGCCUGGUGUUGAUCCUUCAAGUGAGGCAGUACAGAGUGUCAUACAGACUACAAGGCAGCAGAAGGAGGAGAAAGAAAGAAAAAAGAAUGAUCAAUAAACUAGACAGCAAUGAAGUCAAAUAGUGUUAACAACAGAAUCUGUGCAACAGUUUGCUUUGUUGUGACAAUCUAAUAAUAUACUGAAAAAUUUCUUAGAGCAUGUAUCAGAGCUUCUUUCUUGCAACUCAAGCUCUGAACUCUCUAGUGAUGUACUAGAAAAUUUUUGGUAAUGCAAAAUUACCAUGAGCAAAUACCAUGCAGUGUGUUACAUGUACACUGAC
Messenger RNA from Corticium candelabrum, 1683 nucleotides. RefSeq names its product 26S proteasome non-ATPase regulatory subunit 4-like. NCBI's taxonomy places the organism in Eukaryota, Metazoa, Porifera, Homoscleromorpha, Homosclerophorida, Plakinidae. The record is from RefSeq and is a predicted model, not a curated record. The transcript is spliced from 11 exons. Gene Ontology annotation, molecular function: polyubiquitin modification-dependent protein binding. Gene Ontology annotation, cellular component: cytosol; proteasome regulatory particle, base subcomplex; nucleus. Gene Ontology annotation, biological process: proteasome-mediated ubiquitin-dependent protein catabolic process. Bases 73 to 1461 code for a protein of 462 amino acids.